AUGGGACUCAGAAUGGACGACCUGCACGCGCCCACUGUGCAGUCUGGCCCGACAUCACAAGGCACCACCAACGGCUCCGACGCGAAGAAGACAUUCCGCGAGUUGGUCUCGCAGAAGGAGAACCUCGAGGCGGAGCUGUCUGCACUCAGCUCAGUCCUUGAUUCGCAUGGCGUAAACAUGAACACUUCACUCUUGACCUUCGACGGAUUCCCUCGAGCCGACAUCGACGUGGCGCAAAUACGGACAACAAGAGCUCGGAUCAUCAGACUCAAGAAUGAUCACAAGGCAGUCAUGUCCAAGCUUGAAGUAGCCGUGCAGGAGCAAUUUGCAGCAGGCAAAGUAGAAGAGGCGGCAGCAUCCGCAAAUGGUAUACCUCUGAGAUCAGGCACGGCAUCCGCCUCCUCUGCAGCGCCUGUGGUCGAGCCUCCCUUCGCCAAAGUCAACUCGGUGGUACCCAACAGUCCCGCGGAACAGGCAGGUUUGCGCACAGGCUACAAAGUGAUCAAGUUUGGUUGGGUCAACUUUACGAACCACGAGAGACUGGCGAAGGUCGCUCUCGUCGUGCAGCAGAACGAAGACCGAGUCAUCCUGGUGAAAGUACUUAGAGACAACGCUCAAGGCUCGGGACCACACGAACUACGCUUAACGCCACAGCGUAACUGGGGUGGUCGCGGGCUGCUGGGUUGCCAUCUCGUUCCUCUGUGA
This is a messenger RNA of Fulvia fulva, 705 nucleotides long. Its product is annotated as 26S proteasome non-ATPase regulatory subunit 9. Gene Ontology annotation, biological process: proteasome regulatory particle assembly. The transcript is spliced from 3 exons. NCBI's taxonomy places the organism in Eukaryota, Fungi, Ascomycota, Dothideomycetes, Mycosphaerellales, Mycosphaerellaceae. Gene Ontology annotation, cellular component: nucleus; cytoplasm. The record is from RefSeq and is a predicted model, not a curated record. Gene Ontology annotation, molecular function: protein binding. The coding region runs from base 1 to 705 and encodes 234 amino acids.